AUGCCCACGCGCCCUCAAGUCGAACCGCUCAGCGUACAGGAUGCUCUAGUUAUGCCGUCGAAAGAGAUAUCAGAUCGUCUCAUCUAUGUUUUCUUCGAGCUCCUACACCCUCCCUAUCCGGUAAUCGACAGAUGCGCAUUUUCAGAACAAUACAGGCUGGGAACAGCAUCACCAAUGCUGUUGCAUACCAUAUUUCUUGUGACUUUCAUCCUUUGCGACGACAGUCUUAUCCAAGCAGCUGGGUUUCCCGACCGCACUGCUGCGCGGAAGUUUCACUACCUUCGUGCAAAGACGCUGUACGAUGUUGAUCAUGAAACCGACCGCAAUGCCGUCGCAGCUACACUGUUUCUUCUUGGUUUCUGGUGGAAUGGACCUGAAGAUCAAAAAGAUUCUUGGUUCUGGUUGGGUUGUGCAACGACUUAUGCGCAAUCUCUGGGGAUGCAUCGAUCUGCAGCCGCCUCCAGGUGGUGUCCGAAGAAGAUAGCUCUGCGAAAACGCAUAUGGUGGUCUAUUUAUACUCGGGAUCGACACACUGCCGCUUGUCUCGGCCGACCAUGCAGAAUUCGAGACGACGACUGCGAUAUCGAGCCCCUGACCGAAGCUGACUUCCACUUUGACGACAAUCAUGGGGAUCCUUUAAUACCUCCCCAAAAGGACUAUCACACGGCGUAUGCAAUCGAAAUGGCCAAAGCAACAGAAAUUCUUGGCGAUAUUGUCAUUGGAGAAUAUAGUCCCCGAAGGCCCGUGUCAGACCGAUAUAAUGCAGCCCAUCUCAAGAGUAGGCUUGAGCAAUGGGAGGCGCAACUCCCAGAAUGCAUGAGAAAAGGACCACCUGAUGAGACAUUAGGUGCUGCUUUUUGGGCCAGCCAACUACAUAUGGCAUAUCAGAAUUAUUACAUCCUUCUGUUCAGGCCCAAAGCAAUCGGUGACCUUUCUCCCUCCGAGGCCGAAGGGGAUGUUUGCGCUCGCAGGGCAGCUGAUUCCAUUACUCGCAUGACAGAGGAUCUGCUAGCCGUCGGAGCAAUAAGAUUCAGUCAAAUGCACAUUGUCCCGGCUGUCUUCGGCGCUCUCUCGAUACACACACUUGUAAUCUGUCGCAAAGAUGCUAUUCGCCGGCAAUUGGCAGGUAAUAAAUCACGACAAUGCAUUCUCGCUCUGAGUGAACUAGCAAAAUCUUGGCCUGUGGGACUGUGGAUUAUGAAGUUCUUCGUAAGACUCAUGCGGAAUCUGACAGGCCAAGGAUCUGGUCCUUCAGCUGGGCCAAUAGUUGACGUGACAUCCCGUAUCGCGAAGGAUAGUCGUGAAAACGAGGGAUCAACACUGGGGCGGUCGACGGGUUCAAGCCGGGAUGUUUCUCAGAACCUAGACGAUCCUCGUCUGUUUAAUCAGCAACCUGAUUUAUUCAAUACCUACUCAGGUAACGCUGAAAGGUCGGGAAUGGAGGAGCAACAAGUGCCGGAGAUGUUUGCAUGGCCAGGCGAUCAGUUUGGUUCUGAUUCAUUCUGGGCUGAAGAUACUAUCGAUGUCGAUUUGCUGUUACAGCACGGUUUAUGUCCAUUGCUUCCUGCUAAUUUUGGGGCUGCACCAGGUGUAGAUACCUUCAACUUAUAG
Molecule: messenger RNA, 1611 nt
Organism: Fusarium sp. VM40
Lineage: Eukaryota; Fungi; Ascomycota; Sordariomycetes; Hypocreales; Nectriaceae
Source: the annotation of a GenBank genome assembly